Messenger RNA from Cucumis melo (muskmelon), 2784 nucleotides. RefSeq lists its product as uncharacterized. The record is from RefSeq and is a predicted model, not a curated record. Gene Ontology annotation, molecular function: serine-type endopeptidase activity. Gene Ontology annotation, biological process: proteolysis. Bases 271 to 1728 code for a protein of 485 amino acids. NCBI's taxonomy places the organism in Eukaryota, Viridiplantae, Streptophyta, Magnoliopsida, Cucurbitales, Cucurbitaceae. The transcript has 10 exons.
GGGCCCACCAACGUGAUAAAAAAGUCAAAAGUUGGUCAAGUAGGAGCCACGAGGGAUGCACAACCAAAUUCCCAACUUGAUGACUCGACCGUCGCCUUCACCGAUAUUUGUAGUUUCUUCCUCCAAAAUUGUUUUCUUCCUAAAUUCUCCCGCAACCGCCCCCUUUUCAGACCAUGUCAUUUUCUUGCUAUCUAAUUAAUUACCCACAAGCAAUAACUUCUCUACCAUUCUAUACUUCAAUCUCUGAUUCCCUCAAACUCAGACCAAAUUAUGGCGACCCUAUAUUUGUUUCGUUUCGAUCUCUCUUCUAUCGGCCGGAGCGACAACCGCGGCUGUUAUCUCCGUCGAUUCAGGGGACAAGGGCAAUUAGAACCCUCGUGGGCCUUACGCCGACGGAAUGUGGUCGCCGUGAAGUCCGUCAAGGCGUUUUACGGUGGCGCGUAUGGAUUGAAUGAUAAUAAGACGGGUUUGAUCUGUACUGCCGACGAGCUUCAUUACGUCUCGGUUCCUAACUCUGAUUGGAAGCUCGCUCUCUGGCGUUACGUCCCUUCUCUUCGGGCGCCAUCAAGGAAUCAUCCGCUUUUGCUGUUAUCAGGGGUUGGGAGCAAUGCUCUUGGAUACGAUCUUUCUCCAGAGUCCUCAUUUGCUCGCUACAUGUCCAACCAAGGAUACGACACAUGGAUUCUUGAACUUCGAGGAUUGGGACUUAGCACAACUGAGCAGAUAGAAUCUGAAACUUUGGAAAAGCAGCCAUUAGUCAAUGGCAGUGUAUAUGAAAAUUCUGUGGGUUCCAGUGUCUCUUUAGGUGAUGGACAGACUUCUAACAUUGCUACUCAACUUAGGCAAUGGAAUAAGAAUCUUAUCAGUAUAAUUGACGGAGCUCAACAAUUGGGUCCAUUCCAGCCUUUUGUACAAGGUGUUACCUCUGCAUUAGAAGAGUUCCAGGAACAACUUGAUGUGUAUGAGAAGUAUGAUUGGGACUUCGACAACUACUUGGAAGAAGAUGUGCCUGCUGCGAUGGAGUACAUAAGGAAUCAAUCCAAACCAAAUGAUGGCAAGUUACUAGCAAUUGGCCACUCGAUGGGGGGUAUCUUGCUAUAUGCUAUGAUCUCUCGCUGUAGCUUUAAGAAAGUUAAUCCGCAGUUAGCAUCAGUUGUUACUUUGGCUUCUUCACUUGACUACAGACCAUCAAAUUCAUCACUCAGACUUCUUUUACCUUUGAAAGAUCCUACACAAAAUUUAAAUGUUCCUGUGUUUCCCAUUGGGCCAUUGCUUGUUAUUGCUCAUCCUCUCGCAUCACGUCCUCCUUAUAUUUUGGCUUGGUUAAAGGACCAAAUAUCCGUGGAAGACAUGUUACAUCCCACCUUGCUUGAGAAGCUUGUGUUGAAUGGCUUUGGAUCUGUGCCUGCAAAGGUUCUCUUGCAGCUAUCUUCCGUGUUUGAAGAGGGGGGUUUACAUGACAGGAACGGUACAUUCCAGUACAAGAAUCAUCUACGCCAAGGCAAUAUUCCAAUCCUUGCUCUUGCUGGAGACCGAGACCUUAUUUGUCCACCUGAAGCUGUAUAUGAAACUGUGAAAGAAAUUCCUAGGCAGUUAGUUUCCUACAAAGUUCUUGGCAAGCCUGGAGGACCUCACUAUGCUCACUAUGAUAUUGUGGGAAGCCGUCUGGCAUCAAGUGAAGUAUAUCCUUUGGUAGCCGAUUUUCUUAACCGCCAUGACAUGGUUUGAUUGUACCGUACCAUUCGGCUCCUCUAGGUAUAUACAUCCCACUAGUUGAAAUAAGGAACAGUAGUGUAUCUUCCAUGAUAAAGUAUACACAGAUUUCUCACUGUAUAUACACAAUUGUAUAGCCAACAUACAACCCUGUGAGGAAUAUAUGAAGCGAAUUAUUGGCUUGGGAAGUUCUAGGUUAUCUAAUUUGGAACGGAAUCGUUUAUACCAACUUCUGGAAAACUUCUCCAGUAAAACUCAAAUCUUGUCUCCCUUUUAGUUUAUUCUUCAGUCUGUGGAAUCAAUCACUGUACAACUACCCAACUCAAUUCAAUAAAACACAAGAGUGUAGUUCAUCGAAAAACCCAAGAGAUUGAAUUAUGAGCUAUAAAAAAAAGGAAGCAAUCAUAAAGAAGUUUUUGCAAAUUAUCAUUUGAUUUCAACCAUCAACUCUAGAGGCAGAGCUGUGCCACAAUGAAAGCAGAUUACAACAUUUUUACAUGCUCAUAAGUUGGAUAAGAGCUCGCUUUUUUUUUUUUUUUUUUUUUUUUUUUUUUUUUUUGAGUACCCCGACGGAAAUUGUUGGGGAACACAAGAAAGACAUUGUACUUUGAGGUCUUAAAGCUAUGCAAUCAAGUCAAUCCAAAAUUACCAUCACAUGAAAUGUUUAGAGAACUGAAGAACAAGAAAAUGGCGCCCAUCAUAUCUAAAUAUGCAGAUAGGGAAGCUUCACACAAAUGAACGAAUGCUUUUGCUCAUGUAAAAAGGCAAUGAAAUCUAUACACCACAUAGGGGAGAAAGCAAGCAGACAGAGUCGAAGAACUGCUAGACGUGAUGGACUAACCGUUCAACCUCGGCCCACUGCUGCUGUCUUACAGACCGGGCACGUAUUCUUCUGUGCAAGCCACUGUUUUAUACACUGUAUAUGGUAGCUGUGCCCACAUUCCAGCUUACCCAUUUCAUCAUCUGCCUCAUAGUCCUCCUGUAUUGUACAAAAUAAUUGAAGAUGUUAACAAUGUGAUUACAUAUACAAAUGCCAAUCAGAGGCAACAAAACUGAACUCUUUCUACUUCA